AUGACAAGUCGACCUACGUCAUCACCGCCCAAACCCGAUGACGAUCCGGACCUUUAUUCCCGACCCGUUCUGUUCCCUAAUCAAGCUCAAGCCACCGCCACCGUAGCUGGUCAUUGGAAGAAGGGGACCGGUAUUCGGGCAUUGCUUAUACUAGACUCGACGUGCCACACCCAGAUUGUAGAGGCCAGAAAACAUGCAAUCAUGAGACUCACAGGUUUACCCGCUCGAGAUCUUGGGAUAUUGGACCCGCUUCUGUCGUACCCAUCUACGAUUCUGGGUCGUGAAAGGGCGAUCGUGAUUAACUUGGAACAUAUUAAGGCAAUCAUCACAGCGCAAGAGGUUUUGCUUUCGAAUUCUAAGGAUCUUUCGGAAGCUGCGGUUGAUGAUUCCAACUACAUAAUUCGAUCGAGUUCUCAAAAUUUGUCAUCAAGGUUUUCACAGCCGCAGAAUCUGGAUGAUGAAGGUAAAUCAGAAGAGAAACAGAGUCUUGAGAACCCAAAUAGCUUCAAGAUUCUUCCAUUUCUGUUUGUUGCAUUGGAGGCAAAGACAUUGGAGCUAGAGGCUCAUCCUGCCUAA
Molecule: messenger RNA, 576 nt
Organism: Hibiscus syriacus
Lineage: Eukaryota; Viridiplantae; Streptophyta; Magnoliopsida; Malvales; Malvaceae
Product: magnesium transporter MRS2-3-like
Exons: 3
Coding region: 1-576 (191 amino acids)
Biological process (GO): magnesium ion transport
Molecular function (GO): magnesium ion transmembrane transporter activity
Source: RefSeq, a predicted model, not a curated record